Molecule: messenger RNA, 3276 nt
Organism: Leptopilina heterotoma
Lineage: Eukaryota; Metazoa; Arthropoda; Insecta; Hymenoptera; Figitidae
Gene: Cbp80
Product: nuclear cap-binding protein subunit 1
Exons: 7
Coding region: 197-2569 (790 amino acids)
Biological process (GO): mRNA export from nucleus; nuclear-transcribed mRNA catabolic process, nonsense-mediated decay
Cellular component (GO): nuclear cap binding complex; nucleus
Molecular function (GO): mRNA binding; protein binding; RNA cap binding
Source: RefSeq, a predicted model, not a curated record
UAAUUUUCAGAAGGAUCAAGCGGUUGUCGAUUGUUUUAGGUUAUAGUAUCACCUGACAAUUAAAAAUUUAUUUCUUUUAUUUUAAAGAAAUUUUAAGGCUUCGUCUCGAUUUUUGUCGAGAUUAAAAGCAAGUGGAAGCAUUCAUGUGUUUGUUAAUUAAUAAGUGAAGAGUUAAUUUCAUUAAAUUUCGUUCAAAAUGAGUAGAAGAAGACCCCACGAUGAUGACGAUGGAUAUGAACGCGUUUACAAGAAAAGAAGACGAGUAUCGGAGAAUCAGGAGAUAGAGGAUCGUCUCGAGUCACUAAUUCUGAGAGUAGGCGAGAAGUCAACGUCAUCACUUGAGAGUAAUUUAGAAGGAUUGGCCUCUGUUCUCGAGGCUGAUUUAGGAUUAUUUCGCAGUAAAAUUCUACGAAUUCUCACCGACUGUGCGAUAAAGAUGCCUGAGAAGUGUACAAUUUACACGACCCUAGUGGGUCUGUUGAACGCAAAGAAUUUCAAUUUCGGAGGUGAAUUCGUCGAUUAUAUGGUGAAAAAUUUCAAGGACGCCUUGAAGACUGGCAAAUGGAAUGUGGCGAGAUAUUCACUGAGAUUUUUGGCCGAUCUGGUGAAUUGUCACGUACUGUCCUGCGGUUCAUUGAUGCAAUUAUUCGACAGUAUGUUGGACGCUGCGAAUGAGGACAGCGUGCCGCAGGUGAGACGCGAUUGGUACGUUUUUGCAGUUCUCUCAACAUUGCCCUGGGUGGGACGUGAGCUCUACGAGAAAAAGGAGCAGGAAUUGGAUCAUCUUAUGGUGACAAUCGAAGUGUUUUUGAAUAAACGCAGCAAGAAGCAUCAACCGGCUCUUAGAAUUUGGUCCAGUGAUACGCCACAUCCACAGGAAGAGUACUUGGAUUGCCUGUGGGCGCAGGUGAGAAAAUUACGACAGGAUAAUUGGGCCGAGAAGCAUAUCCCACGACCUUAUCUUGCAUUCGAUUCGAUUUUGUGCGAAGCACUUCAACAUAAUUUGCCAACGCUUAUUCCACCGCCACAUCAUGAAUCCUACGUUUAUCCUCUGCCGAACGUCGUGUUUCGAAUGUUCGACUACACCGAUUGUCCCGCUGAGGGACCACUUUUACCCGGAAGUCAUGCAAUCGAGAGAUUUUUAAUUGAGGAACACUUGAGACAGAUUAUUGAUAAUUACUUCUUUGAACGGAAAGACUGCGCUGCUCAUUUGUUGAAUUUUCCCUAUAAAUUGAAAAUCCCUUUGGACUAUUGCAUUGUGGAGGUGAUGUUUGGCGAAUUGUUUCGUUUACCAACGCCGAAGCACUUGGAAAUUGCUUAUGGUUCGAUUUUGAUUGAACUUUGUAAACUACAACCAUCGACAAUGCCACAAGUUUUGGCGCAAGCGACGGAGAUUUUAUUCCGACGAAUUGACAGUAUGGCUGCGACGGCUUUCGAUCGAUUUGUUUGGUGGUUCGCUUAUCAUUUGAGCAAUUUUCAAUUCCGCUGGUCUUGGGAGGAUUGGGACUCGUGCCUACAACGUGAGACUGAACAUCCUCGACCGAAAUUCAUUCAGGAGGUGCUUCAAAAAGCUUUACGAUUAUCGUAUUAUCAGAGAAUUCGUGAUAUGAUGCCCGAGACGUAUGCCAGUUUGAUUCCAGAGCAUCCGGAGCCGAUUUAUAAAUACUCUGCGGAAGGUGCAAGCGCACUUCCGGGAACGACAACCGCUCACGAACUUGUAAUGUCGAUCAGAAGAAAAUGUACUCCGGAAGAAGUUUUGACUGUGUUGAACACUCUGCCAGGAACAGGAGACGACGAAACAUUUAAUCCGCUGAAAAUUGACGUUUUUGUUCAAACUUUACUAAAUCUGGGCUCGAAAAGUUUCAGUCACAGUUUCGCGGCAAUUGGCAAAUUUCACUAUGUGUUCAAAGUCCUGGCUGAAACAGAAGAAGCACAAAUUUGCAUUCUGCGAAAUAUGUUCGCUCUUUGGCGAAAUCAUCAUCAAAUGAUGGUGGUGUUGACUGACAAAUUAUUGAAAACAGGCAUCAUUGAAUGUAGCGCAAUUGCCAAUUGGAUAUUUUCCAAGGAAAUGCCUUCAGAGUUUACCAAACUCUACAUUUGGGAAGUUUUACAUUUGACAAUAUUGAAAAAGAAUAAGCACGUUAUUAAAUUGACGAAGGAAUUGAGUGAGACACGUGAGAAAUUACGAAGAGCCGAGAGUAGAUCUGGAUCAUCGUCAGAGGACGAGGAGAAUAAAGAGAAGAGCGGAGAAAGACCUUCUGAAGAUGUCGUCGAACGAAUGGAGGAAAAACUUGAAGCUGCACAAGCUGAUCAAAAAAAUCUCUUUCUCAUUAUUUUCCAACGUUUCAUAAUGAUUCUCUCAGAGCAUUUGGUGCGUUGCGACACUGACGGCGUUGAUUACAAUACACAUUGGUAUCGUUGGACUGUUGGACGUCUUCAACAAGUGUUUUUAUUGCAUCACGAACAAGUGCAAAAAUAUUCGUCAACUUUGGAAACAUUACUUUUCACAUCAGAUCUCGAUCCCCAUAUACUUGAUGUUUUCCAUCAAUUUGUUUCGCUACGUGCGUAAAAAAGAAAACUCCUCUGAAAAUCAACAUACAAGUAUCGAAUUAUAAUUUCGCUACUUUCGUUGUAAUUGACUCGUUUUUAAUGCAAUGUUUAAAAUGUAAAGUGAAUAGGUAUCACUUUAUUGAUGAGACAUCAAAAUAUUGAUAUUUUCUUUGAUUAUAAUUAUUUUUAAAUAAUAAUUUUCUUUUAAAAAUAAUUCUGAACGAAAGCAUCACGUGAAAUUACUCUAAAUAUUUACAUUAUCGAGAAUAGAUUAUUUAUUUUCAAUUAUAUGUGAAGUUAAAAAGUUUUUAACUUUAAUUUUCAUAUUAAAAGAAAAAAAAAGAGUGCGUGUGUGUUGGGGGAAAAGAAUGGAAUAUACAUUUUCUAAUUUAGAAAAAAAAGGUUUAAUAUUAAGGAAUGAAAAUUUGAUUCUUCAGAUUAUUGUUUAAGAAGCUUUUCUACUCCACUUGUCAAUGUUGCCUUAAAAAUGUAACAAGAUGUCGAGAGUAUGUAACAUUCUAAAGAUUAGGUAGAGAACAAAAAUAAUUUACAUACCUAUAAAUCGUACGUUUUGAAUAAUAUUCAAUUUUGACAAAUUGUGAUUUUGAUAUUGAAAUCAUAAUUUCUUUUUGUUCCCUACUUCAUCUGUACAUAUUUAUUUUUAUGUGCAUAUGUGUAUAUAAAUAUUUCUUUGUGCAUAAAAUCUUCCUGAUAUAUUGAAAUUUA